This is a messenger RNA of Periophthalmus magnuspinnatus, 1611 nucleotides long. It is a transcript of the gene tchp, whose product is annotated as trichoplein, keratin filament binding. The transcript is spliced from 13 exons. Gene Ontology annotation, cellular component: keratin filament. Gene Ontology annotation, biological process: apoptotic process. NCBI's taxonomy places the organism in Eukaryota, Metazoa, Chordata, Actinopteri, Gobiiformes, Gobiidae. The coding region runs from base 56 to 1555 and encodes 499 amino acids. The record is from RefSeq and is a predicted model, not a curated record.
AGAUCUGUAACUAAGGAAAACCAGAGAAAAAGCGCUAGUCGAUGUGAGGAUCAUUAUGGCGUUGCCGACUCUAUCGGCGCAUGCACCCAGACGGUCCCGUACUUGGGCCGGGCAGAUGGCUCGGCAGCGGGAGCAGCAGGCGCGGUGGAGGCAGCAGUGGGAGCUCCAUGCCCAGUAUUUCAAAGAACAGAGCGUCCGCAGUGAGAAACAGGCGGCAUGGAGCUCUCGACAGUCCUACCAGCAGAGCAUGCUGGCAUAUCAUAAACAGAGACUGGAGGAGGAAAAGAGAGUAUCUCUAGAGAAACGAAGGGCUCGACUCAAGGCUAUGCUUCAAGAAGAACAAAGCAGUUUGGAGGCGGAGCUUUGUAGAGUUGUUCCUGACAGCAGCACUUCAGCCAGUCAGUUGGUACAAAAAACAGAAGAGCUACGCACUGCAAGAGAGGAGCGCAGAAGAAAGGUUGCUGAUGAGCUGUUGAAGGAGUACUGGAGGAAAAAUAAUCCUGAUUUGAGAGAGCUUGAGUCUACCUUACAUAAAGAUCAUGUAAUCAAACAUUGGAAAGAGCAGAUAACUGACAAGAGAGAGCAAAAAGCUGCAGAGCAGGAGGAGAAGCGACGCUUUGAAAAUGAAUAUGAGAGAACACGUAAGGAAGCACUUGAGCGGCUCAAGGAAGAGGAGCAGAGUAAGAAGGCAGAGGAGCUGAAAAGAGCCGAAGAACUCCGUAAACAAAUGGAGGAACUGAAACUGAAAGAAGAAGAGGCAACACAUCUUAAGAAGGAGCAAGAGGCUUUGAUGGCCCAGCAAUGGGAACUUGAAAAGAUGGAAGAAGAAAGGAGAGGAGCAGAGGAAAAGAAAAAGAAAUCUGAAAUAAGGCAUUUUUUGAUGCGUCAGUAUCGGGCUCAAUUAAAGAGAAGAGCUCAGCAAGUGCAGGAGGAACUUGAGGCUGACCAUAGAAUCCUAGCAGCUUUAGUAGAGGGUGAGGAAGAAGACAAGAGACUUGAGACUGAACGAAGAGAGCGAGCCAUUGCUGACGCUGCCUGGAUGAAACAAGUUAUUGAAGAGCAGCUCCAGCUGGAGCGAGAGAGGGAGGCAGAGAUGGAUUACUUGCACCGGGAAGAAGCUCAACGUGUGUGGGAAAAACAGGAAGCACAGUGGGAGAAGGAGAGAAUAGCCAGAGAACGGCUCAUGAAUGAGGUGCUUGCAGGCAGACAGCAGCAACUUGAACUGAAAAUGCGUCAGAACCGUGAGGCUCAAGAAGAGUCCUUAAAGAGACGCGAGGAGCUGAUCCAAGAACUAGAAAUGGAGAGAGAGUUACAGCACCAGGAAAAAGAACUACAGGAAGGUCGCAGAACAGCACGAAAGAAGGAAAUAGAUGCCCAGGUUGAACAGAAGCGUCAGGAGCAGUGGGAGGAGCAGCUGCGAAUGGAACAGCUUGAAGAGGAAGAACAAGAGGCCUUUAGGCUUCAGGAGGAGCGCAUGAGGCUGGAGGCACAGAGAAUGGCCCAGAGAGGUUACGAAGAGAGGAUACGCAGCAGACCCCGAUCAGCAUGGACCUGAGUCUUAAGAAAUAAUGAUCACAAUCCAAAGAAUGAUUAUAUUCUAUCAAUAAUUAG